Molecule: messenger RNA, 582 nt
Organism: Guillardia theta CCMP2712
Lineage: Eukaryota; Cryptophyceae; Pyrenomonadales; Geminigeraceae
Exons: 5
Coding region: 25-582 (185 amino acids)
Molecular function (GO): protein binding
Source: RefSeq, a predicted model, not a curated record
GAGGAACUUGAGAUCGAUGCCGAUAUGACCCAUCUUGAUCUUCGCCUGAAAAGGUUGACGACGCUGCCAUGGGAUUUGUCCGUUCUCACAAAUCUGCGCGAGCUGGAUUUGAGCAUGAAUCUGUACACACAACUGCCUGAACAAUGUGUGUGGCGCGAUGGACAUUUGGCAACCUCACUCACCAAGUUGUCAAUAAAUCAGAACCGAAUUCAGAUGCUGCCUGAAGAAAUUCAGGAGAUGACGGCCUUGCAAACUCUCUGCAUCUAUGACAACAUCAUGACAAGUUUACCAAAAUCAAUACAUCGGCUCAACAAUUUAACUCAGCUUAGUAUCUACAACAACUUUAUCACUGAGCUUCCAGAAGAGUUCUGUAGAAUUCCGAAGCUUCAGUUUGCAUUCUUGUCUAACAACAGAUUAACAUCGUUGCCCAACGGACUGGAACAGCUCACUUGUUUGCGUGGGUUUUACCUUGACGGAAAUCCCAUUACGGUCUUUCACUUCUAUUUCAUUUUCAUGUCCUGUGAAAUAAUUUUUAUAUCACAGGAGCUUCCAGGCGGUUUCUACAAGAUGCCGAAGAUGUAA